AUGGAAGUUCUCGCGCAAGCCAAACAGCAAUUUGCCCAAAAUGACCGCAUCGACGUCAACCUGCUCGACCAAGUGGUCCGUAUCAUGAACCAAAUGAGCGGAAAAGAACAAGCCGAAGCGAACCACAUCCUCAUGUCGCUCAAGGAGGAUCGCGACUCGUGGACCAAAGUCGACGCGAUUUUGCAAUAUUCGAAUCUCAACGAGUCGAAAUAUUUCGCGCUUCAAAUCCUCGAAGGUGUCAUUCAGCACAAAUGGAAGUCGUUGCCGCAGGUGCAACGCGAGGGCAUCAAGACUUACAUCAUUUCGAAGAUGUUGGAGCUCUCGAGCAAGCAGGAGACCAUGGCUUCCAACCAACUGUUGCUCCAUAAAAUGAACCUGGUGUUGGUGCAAAUCGUCAAGCAAGACUGGCCAAAAGCGUGGCCAACGUUCAUCACCGAUAUUGUCGACUCGUCGAAGACCAACGAGACGGUUUGCAUCAAUAACAUGAACAUUUUGAGCUUGUUGAGCGAGGAAGUGUUCGACUUUGGAUCCCAAAACCUCACGCAAGCCAAGGAGCAACACCUCAAGCAACAGUUCUGUGGACAGUUCCAAGAGGUCUUCACCCUCUGUGUCUCCAUCCUAGAGAAAUGUCCAUCCAACUCGAUGGUUCAAGCUACCCUGAAAACCCUUCAACGCUUCCUGACCUGGAUUCCAGUUGGCUACGUCUUCGAGACCAACAUCACCGAGCUCCUCUCGGAAAACUUCCUCUCCUUGGAAGUCUACCGUGUGAUCACCCUUCAAUGUCUCACUGAGAUCUCCCAAAUCCAAGUGGAGACUAACGAUCCGAGCUACAACGACAAGCUUUGCAAGAUGUUCUGCUCCACCAUGCGCCAUAUCUCUUCGGUUCUCUCGUUGGAUCUAGAUUUGGCGGCUGUCUACAAGGAGGCCUCUGAUCAGGAUCAGAAGUUUAUCAGCAGCUUGGCCCAGUUCCUGGUCGCAUUCUUAAAGGAGCACGUUCACCUCAUCGAAAUCACUGACGAGCCGCUGUCCGAAGCCAAAAUCAUGAUUCGCGACGCUCACGACUACGCCAUUCGCCUCCUUCUCAAGAUCACUCUGAUCGAGGAGAUGGAAGUGUUCAAAGUGUGCCUCGAUUGCUGGUGCUGGCUGACCGCUGAGCUCUACAGAAUCUCACCGUUCAUUCAACCAAGCUCCAUCUACGGAAUGAUGAACAAUACUCGUGAGCAUCCACGUCGCCAGCUCUACCGAGAGUAUCUAUCCACUCUUCGCUCUGCUAUGAUCUCCAGAAUGGCGAAACCAGAAGAAGUGCUGAUUGUGGAGAAUGAUCAGGGAGAGGUGGUUCGUGAGAUGGUCAAGGAUACCGAUUCCAUUGCUUUGUAUCGGAACAUGCGUGAGACUUUAGUCUAUUUGACCCAUUUGGACAACAAGGAUACCGAGAUGAAGAUGACUGAGAAGCUCGCGUCGCAGGUCAACGGAGGAGAGUUCUCGUGGAAGAAUCUGAAUCGAUUGUGCUGGGCGGUUGGAUCCAUUUCGGGAACUAUGGUUGAGGAGGACGAGAAGAGAUUCCUUGUUCUUGUCAUUCGGGAUCUCCUUGGUCUCUGUGAGCAGAAACGAGGAAAGGAUAACAAGGCUGUGAUUGCUUCGAACAUCAUGUACGUCGUCGGACAGUACCCAAGAUUCUUAAGAGCUCACUGGAAGUUCCUGAAGACUGUCAUCAACAAACUAUUCGAAUUCAUGCACGAGACACACGAAGGAGUCCAGGAUAUGGCUUGCGACACCUUCAUCAAAAUCGCCAUCAAGUGCAAGAGACACUUUGUUAUCGUUCAGCCAGCUGAGAACAAGCCGUUUGUUGAGGAGAUGCUUGAGAAUCUCACCGGAAUCAUUUGUGAUUUAUCGCACGCCCAAGUGCACGUUUUCUAUGAAGCCGUCGGUCACAUAAUCUCGGCGCAGAUCGACGGAAAUCUUCAGGAGAAUCUCAUCAUGCAGUUGAUGGAUAUUCCAAAUCGCACUUGGAGCGAUAUCAUAGCCGCCGCUUCGACGAACGACGGCGUUCUCGAGGAGCACGAAAUGGUUCGAUCCGUUUUGAAUAUUCUGAAGACCAAUGUGGCGGCGUGCAAGUCGAUUGGAUCCGCGUUUGUCUCGCAGCUUGGAAAUAUCUAUGGGGACUUGCUCUCGGUCUACAAAAUCCUCUCCGAGAAGGUGUCUCGUGCAGUGACCGCGGCUGGAGAAGAAGCGCUGCGCAAUCCGUUAGUGAAGACGAUGCGUGCUGUGAAGCGAGAGAUUCUCAUCCUCCUCUCCACGUUCAUCUCAAAGAACGGUGAUGCCAAGCUGAUUCUAGAGAGCAUCGUCCCACCGCUCUUCGACGCUGUGCUAUUCGAUUAUCAGAAGAAUGUGCCACAAGCCAGAGAGCCGAAGGUUCUCUCAUUGCUCAGCAUUCUCGUCACCCAGCUUGGAUCCCUCCUGUGCCCACAAGUACCAAACAUCCUCGGCGCCGUGUUCCAAUGCAGCAUCGACAUGAUCAACAAGGAUAUGGAGGCGUUCCCCGAGCACCGUACCAACUUCUUCGAGCUCGUCCUCUCGCUGGUCCAAGAGUGUUUCCCAGUGUUCAUGGAGAUGCCUUCCGAUGAUCUCGGCACUGUCAUCGACGCCGUCGUCUGGGCAUUCCAGCACACAAUGCGUAAUGUUGCCGAGAUUGGUCUCGACAUCCUCAAAGAACUUUUGGCUCGUGUCUCGGAGCAGGAGGACAAGGUCUCCCAGCCAUUCUACCAACGAUACUACACCGCUCUCCUGAAGCACGUCCUUGCCGUCGCUUGUGACAGCUCCCAGGUCCACGUAGCCGGUCUGACCUACUACGCCGAGGUGCUGUGUGCUCUGUUCCGUGCGCCAGAGUUCUCGAUCAAGGUGCCGUUGAACAUGGAGAAUCCGCAACAAUCGAACAUUGACUACAUCUACGAGAGCAUUGGUAGCGACUUCCAGAAUCAUUUUGAUAACAUGAAUGCCGACCAAAUCCGCAUCAUCAUCAAGGGCUUCUUCUCGUUCAACACUGAGAUCUCGUCGAUGCGCAACCAUCUCCGCGACUUCCUCAUCCAGAUCAAGGAGCACAAUGGCGAGGACACAUCGGACCUGUAUCUCGAGGAGCGCGAGGCCGAGAUUCAACAAGCUCAACAGCGAAAGCGCGACGUGCCCGGAAUUCUGAAGCCAGAUGAGGUGGAAGAUGAGGAUAUGCGCUAA
Caenorhabditis briggsae is the source of this 3228-nucleotide messenger RNA. RefSeq names its product Protein CBR-XPO-1 (gene Cbr-xpo-1). Gene Ontology annotation, cellular component: nucleus; cytoplasm. The coding region runs from base 1 to 3228 and encodes 1075 amino acids. Gene Ontology annotation, molecular function: small GTPase binding; nuclear export signal receptor activity. Lineage: Eukaryota; Metazoa; Nematoda; Chromadorea; Rhabditida; Rhabditidae. The record is from RefSeq and is a predicted model, not a curated record. Gene Ontology annotation, biological process: protein export from nucleus; ribosomal small subunit export from nucleus; ribosomal large subunit export from nucleus. The transcript is spliced from 6 exons.